AUACGGCGUUUUGACGCUCAACACGCGGAAGCUGUUUACGUUAGCAGAGUGCUCUCACACAGACGUUGGCUCGAGCCAAAUUUCUUUCAAAUUACUUACAUUAAUAACUCUGUGUUGGCUGAUUUUAUGUUUAUUAUAGCUAGUCGGGAUGGGGAAAGCCGAUUUUCUCAGCCCCAAGGCGAUAAGCAACAGGAUAAAAGCCAAAGGUCUUCAGAAGUUGAGAUGGUAUUGUCAGAUGUGUCAGAAACAAUGCCGAGAUGAGAAUGGAUUCAAAUGUCACUGCAUGUCCGAGUCCCACCAGAGACAGCUGCUGCUGGCCUCCGAGAACCCCAACCAGUUCAUGGACUACUUCUCAGAGGAGUUCAAAAAUGACUUUCUGGAGCUGAUCAGAAGACGCUUUGGGACCAAGCGAGUGCACAACAACAUCGUGUACAACGAGUACAUCAGCGACAGGGAGCACAUCCACAUGAACUCCACACAGUGGGAGACGCUCACCGACUUCACCAAGUGGCUGGGCAAAGAAGGGUUAUGUAAGGUUGACGAGACCCCUAAAGGCUGGUACAUCCAGUACAUCGACCGCGACCCGGAGACCAUCCGCCGUCAGGAGGAGCUGGAGAAGAAGAAGAGGCAGGACCUGGACGACGAGGAGAGGAGCGCCAAGUUUAUCGAGGACCAGGUCCGCAGGGGCCGGGACGGCAAGGAGCCGGAGGAGGCUCCAGUUUUCACCGAGCUGAAGCGAGAGAGUGAAGAUGAAAAAGUUGCAUUCAACCUGGGCGCCUCUUCGUGUGCAGCCGGCCCUUCAAAAUUAAGCACUGGCCUGGGUCCCAGUGCGCUGAAAGCAGCGGCAUCAGCCUCCGUCAAAAGGAAAGAUGUGCCAGGGACUUCAGAGUCCAAGGAGAAGAAGAAGAAAUCGGCGCUGGAUGAGAUCAUGGAGAUGGAGGAGAGGAAGAAGCAGCAGUCGGUCAGGACGGACUACUGGCUCCAGCCCAACAUCGUGGUCAAAGUCGUCACCAAGAGACUGGGAGAGAAGUACCACAAGCAGAAGGCCGUCAUCAAGGAGGUGCGGGAGCAUUACACAGCCAUGGUGAAGAUGAUCAACUCCGGAGACAAACUGAAACUAGACCAGAGUCACCUAGAGACCGUCAUCCCUGCACCAGGCAAGCGCGUGUUGAUUCUGAACGGCCCGUACAGAGACACAGAGGCCCUGCUGGAGGGCAUAGAUGAGAAAAACUUCUGCGCCACACUCACUAUUGACUCAGGUCGAAUGAAGGGGAAGCGAGUCGACGGCAUCGCCUACGAGGACUUCUCCAAACUGGCCUGAACCGACAACCUUCCUGUUUACAUCUCAGCAGCCUGUUGGCUGAGGGACUCUACUGUGUCAGAGUCACUUCCCCUGGGCUCCUCAUGUAGAUAUAUAUAUAUAUAUACAUAUCCCACAAUGCAUUUCCCACCGUGGUAUCACAGUUUAACUUAGUUCAUUGAGUUUGAUUUGUUUAAUGCAUUUCUUUUGUAUCAUUAUUCAAGUCAACCGUAACAAUUCAGGUGUAUUAUUUCUCUUGAAUAAAAUACAACAAAAGUGA
Messenger RNA from Myripristis murdjan (pinecone soldierfish), 1580 nucleotides. It is a transcript of the gene kin, whose product is annotated as Kin17 DNA and RNA binding protein. Gene Ontology annotation, biological process: DNA damage response; DNA replication. The transcript has 12 exons. Bases 149 to 1321 code for a protein of 390 amino acids. Lineage: Eukaryota; Metazoa; Chordata; Actinopteri; Holocentriformes; Holocentridae. Gene Ontology annotation, cellular component: nucleus. The record is from RefSeq and is a predicted model, not a curated record. Gene Ontology annotation, molecular function: double-stranded DNA binding.